AUAUACUAUUAUUCUAAACGCACAUAUUUUCCCAAGUAUCAAAAAAGAAAUGGCAAAUGACAGUGGAAACAUGUCGAUGCCGAUGCCGAUGCCGUCACCGUACAACAACCAAAGCAUCAUGUACAUGCCCAUGAUGCAGAUGAGCUUCUUCUGGGGCAAAGACGUGGAGGUCCUUUUCUCCGGCUGGCCGGGCUCCGGCCGCCUCGGAAUGUACAUUCUAGCCCUGGCCGUGGUGUUCCUGUUGGCGGUCGCCGCCGAGGUUUUCUCCGUGCCUCCGAAUUUCAAGCCACGGGGCGUCCGCCCGGCCGCCGCAGCGGCCGUACUCGCGGCCGUGUACGGCGUUCGGAUGACUCUAGCUUACUUUGUUAUGCUCGCCGUCAUGUCAUUCAACGUCGGAGUUUUAGUGGUGGCGGUGGCCGGCCACGUCGCCGGCAGUUUCGCCGUUAAAUACAGAGCGCUAGCAGCGGUGGCGCGUGCGGUGGACGGCCCCUGAUUUAUUUGUGGAAAAUGGCCGGCUUCGGUUUGUAUUAUCUUUUAAUUUAUUUUAAGAAUAAUUCUCA
Molecule: messenger RNA, 560 nt
Organism: Salvia hispanica
Lineage: Eukaryota; Viridiplantae; Streptophyta; Magnoliopsida; Lamiales; Lamiaceae
Source: RefSeq, a predicted model, not a curated record